This is a messenger RNA of Dibothriocephalus latus, 1020 nucleotides long. NCBI's taxonomy places the organism in Eukaryota, Metazoa, Platyhelminthes, Cestoda, Diphyllobothriidea, Diphyllobothriidae. The record is from the annotation of a GenBank genome assembly.
GAGCUGCCCGACGUUCUCUUCCUUGGCGAAGGCUCUAACAUUCCUGCUUCGGUCACCCUUUGCCGUGGCCACGGUAAUCCUGGUGAUGGUGGCACUGUAUGGACCAAAACCAAAUUAUUCCAGUUUGUUGAAAACUACCGCCCGGCCUACUAUGGAACCUGGCGUCGGCGCAGUGUGGUUAUCAGCGGCAGACGCCCCUUCGUUAAGGAUAGACUCCAGUUAGAUUACGAGGUUGACUCCGACGACGAAUGGGAAGAGGAGGAGCCAGGGGAGAGCAUUACACAGUCUGAGGAGGAGGAAGACGAAGAUGUGGGAGACGAGGAUGACGACGAAGAUGCCAAAUUCCUUGUGCCCCACGGUUACCUGUCCGACGACGAAGGCAUCGACGCAGAUGGAGGCGGUGCCGAAGAAGAAGCGGAUGGUGGUAACAACGAGCCUCUAGAGAUGAAGAAGCUUCGCCAACGUCUUUCCCUUGCUGAAUAUGAGACGGCGCAUAAGCGCGGCCUGCAAAAACUCCGGUCUCUCCUGUUUGGCCCCUAUUGGUCUCGUGAUCCUCUCGACCUUGUGGAGCCCGGAAAUGAAGGGCCCGAAGAUAAUAAGGAGAAUUUAGCGUUAGGAGGAGACGGAGCUGCUAUACCAGCAGCUGGCGCUAUCCCCUCAACAUCCGCUGACGGACAUCGGCUUAUGCAGUCAGUGCUGAGUGCUCACCGAGUAUCAAUCCCAUACCUAAUUCAACUCAUUCACAAGAACACCCUCAGCAAAGCGAAACUGCAGUUUGAAUUUCGAGUCUUCUGGCAUCAGCACACCACCGGCACUGCGCCGAGUUGCAUGCACUACCAGGAGUACAAGAAACGCGCUGAAAGUGAGUCCCAACUGACGACCACAACGCCAGAUGAUGUGGCCAAUCAGCGAACUCUUCGUCGGGCCUCUCACCUGAUGAGCUUGGAGAGUCUUGCCCUCUCCAAACGCGUCGUCCUCUCCAAGAUUGGUGAAAUUGCCACAUUUGAGGAGGGCCGGUAA